Cordyceps militaris CM01 is the source of this 4623-nucleotide messenger RNA. RefSeq names its product membrane bound C2 domain-containing protein. Bases 1 to 4623 code for a protein of 1540 amino acids. Lineage: Eukaryota; Fungi; Ascomycota; Sordariomycetes; Hypocreales; Cordycipitaceae. The record is from RefSeq and is a predicted model, not a curated record. The transcript has 3 exons. Gene Ontology annotation, molecular function: lipid binding.
AUGGCUGCCGACCAAGCUCGCGACGCCAAGGUUGACAAUGCCAUUGCCGCCGCCCAGGACCCCGACAGCACCUACACGGCUGAUGAUGCUCAGAACCAGAUGGUCGCCGAGUCUCGCAACGCUGGUGUCCCUGCCUUUACCUUUGAUCCUGAUGCCACUCCAGAGCAGAAGCUAGCACAGGCCACAGCUGCCAUUCCCCAAGAGCUUCGUCAAAGUCGCCCCGAAAGAUCUGUCGCCGUCGCCACUGACAUGGACGACGGAACCGGCCCCGUCGAAGAUUUGCCAGAAGCCUCCAAAGCAGGUGUUCUCGAUGUCGCUAGAGACGCCAGCGGCAAGCCAAUCGGCGACGGUGCCGACCCCGGCGCCAAGGAGCCUCCCUACAUGCGCACCGGCUGGGCUCCUAAGAUGGGCUGGCCCUCCGAAAAGACGUCCGAAUCCGAAAGCUUGCUAGACCACUCUACCUGGCUUGAGGGUAGACUGCCCGACUCGCUCUACGGAGCUAUUGUCAUUCUCGCAUGCAUCAUUUCCUGGCUUAUUGCUGUCCUCGGUGGCGGCCUCGGCUGGGUCCUCAUCGUCAUGGCUGCUUGCGCCACCUACUACCGUACCUCUUUGCGCCGCGUCCGCCGCAACUUCCGCGACGACAUCAGCCGCGAAAUGGCCCUCAAGAGGCUCGAGACCGACAAUGAAUCUCUCGAGUGGAUUAAUUCCUUCAUGGUCAAGUUCUGGCCCAUCUACCAACCCGUCCUCGCCCAGACCAUCAUCAACUCGGUCGACCAGGUCCUCAGCUCCUCUACUCCGGCUUUCCUUGACAGCCUCAAGCUCAAGACCUUCACCCUCGGAUCUAAGCCCCCGCGCAUGGAGCACGUCAAGACCUACCCCAAGACCGAGGAUGAUAUCGUCCUCAUGGACUGGAAAUUCAGCUUCACCCCCAACGACACCGCCGAUCUUACUUCUCGCCAGGUAAAGAACAAAAUCAAUCCCAAAGUUGUUCUUGAAAUUCGUAUCGGAAAGGCCAUGAUCAGCAAGGGCAUUGACGUCAUUGUCGAGGACAUGGCCUUCUCCGGCAUCAUGCGCCUCAAGAUCAAGCUGCAAAUUCCCUUCCCCCACAUUGACCGUGUCGAAAUGUGUUUCCUUGGACGCCCCGAAAUCGACUACGUUUGCAAGCCCCUUGGCGGCGAGACAUUUGGUUUCGACAUCAACUUCAUUCCCGGUCUGGAAAGCUUUAUCCUCGAGCAGAUCCACGGUACUCUUGGCCCCAUGAUGUACGAACCCAAGGUCUUCCCCAUUGAGGUCGCAAAAAUGCUCGCCGGUACUCCAGUCGACCAGGCCGUUGGUGUCUUGGCCGUAACGCUCCACGGCGCCCAAGGCCUCAAGAACACCGACAAGCUCGGCGGCACCGUCGACCCCUACGCCGUAAUCACCUUCAAUCGUCGCCAGGAGCUUGCCAGGACCAAGCACGUCCCGGACAACGCCAACCCUCGCUGGAACGAGACUCACUACCUCAUUGUCACUUCCUUCUCCGACUCGCUCGAUAUCCAAGUCUUUGACAAGAAUGAAUUCCGUAAAUCCAAGGAACUGGGUGUCGCCUCCUUUGCCAUGGAGGAUCUCGAGGAGCUCAACGUCCACGAGAACCAGCGCAUCGAGGUUCUCUCUGACGGCAAGGCGCGUGGCGUGGUCAACUGCGACCUGCGAUUCUUCCCUGUCCUUGCCCAGAAGAAGCUCGAAGAUGGCAGUGCUGAGCCUGCCCCCGAGUCUAACCAGGGUAUUCUCCGCUUUACUGUCGAACAGGCCAAGGAUCUCGACGGAACAAAGAGUCUUGUUGGCAGCCUCAACCCUUACGCCGAACUUUUACUGAAUGGCAAGUCUGUCCACCUGACCAAGAAGCUCAAGCGCACCAACAACCCUAUCUGGGACAAUGGCUCCAAGGAAAUUCUCAUUACGGAUCGCAGGUCCGCCAAGCUCGGCGUUAUUGUCAAGGAUGACCGCGAUCUCGCCGGCGACCAAGUCCUCGGCAAGUACCAGAUUAAGCUCGACGAAAUGCUCGACUGCAUGGAGCAGGGCAAGGAAUGGUACAGUCUGGCUGGCGUCCCCACUGGUCGCGUCAAGAUGAUGGCCCAGUGGCGACCUGUUGCUAUCUCUGGUGUUGCUGGAACCGGCGGCUACCAGACUCCCGUCGGCGUCAUGCGCCUGCAUUUCAAGCGCGCUACCGACCUGCGCAACUUUGAAGCUUUUGGAAAAUCCGACCCCUACGUGCGUGUUCUACUCUCUGGUAUCGAAAAGGGCAAAACUGUCACUUUCCGAAACGACCUCAACCCUGAAUGGGACGAGGUCCUAUACGUCCCGGUCCACUCUGAGCGCGAGAAGCUUACACUGGAAGUCAUGGAUAUGGAAAAGGUUGGAAAGGAUCGAAGCUUGGGUCUGACUGAACUCUCUGUCGGCGAUUUUAUGCAGCUGAACGAGCUCGGUGAGCAUAUGGUGCACGACAAGAAGGAAGACCGUCAAGGCGCCCUCCGUAUCCAUGGUAAGGGUGUCCCCAAGGGAACUGUUCACUACACCGCCGCUUUCUACCCCUGCCUCAACAUCGCGGAUCCUGAAGAGGAAGAAGAAGAAGAGGAGGCAGCUGCAAAGACCAAUGGUGAUGUCACCAAGGCCACUGCAAAGACCAAUGGUAAUGCCACCAAGGAUGUCACCCAGGCUGCCACCAAGGAUGCCACCAAGGAUACCACCAAAGCCGCCACUACAGAUGCCACCAAGGAUGCCACCAAAGCCGCCACCACAGAUGCCACCAAGGAUGACACCAAGGUGGCUGCGAUCAAGGACACAGCCAAGGAUGUCACGGACAAGGUUGCUCCUGCUGCUGGACACACCAAGGGCAAGCCUAGUCUUGACACAGCCAAAUCAAUCAAGUCGGCCAAGGGUCGCACCAGUCUGGAACAGGGUGGCGACAAGGAAACUGGGCCUCCCAGAAUUCACAUGAGCCCCGAACAGCUGCUCAGAGAAGAGAGCGGUCUGCUCAUCUUUCGCCUUCUCGAUGCGGAGAUGCCUGAUGCCCCUAGCCACCUUGAGGUCUGGGUGGACGACUACAUGUACCCUUCAUACACCACAAACAGCACCUCAACCAAGAGUUUCAAGUUUGACGAGAUUGGUGACUGCGUCAUUCGCGAGCUAGACUUUUCUAGACUCACGCUCAAGGCCAGGAAGAAGGGCGACGACAGCGAUCACGUUCUGGCAUCUCUCACUGGCAACACGCUUGAUACUUUGAAGCAGUGUCUCAACAACCCCACUAUUCUCAAGCUCAAGUCCGACGAUGGCAGGACCGGCUCUGUCAAGGUCAGCCUCAAGUACAUCCCUAUAAAGAUGACCCUUGACCCUAGCGAGAGCAUCAACAACAUGGGCAACCUUCGCCUCGAUAUUCUGGAUGGUGUCGAUCUGCCCUCUGCUGACCGCAACGGCAAGAGUGAUCCUUACUGCCGAUUUGAGCUCAACGGCCAGGACGUCUUCAAGACCAAGAUCAUCAAGAAGACUCUCAAUCCUACUUGGAAUGAAUACUUCGAGGUCCCUGUUCCUUCACGAACAGCUGCCAAGCUCAAGUGCACUGUCUGGGAUUAUGAUUUUGCUGACAAGCCUGAUCUUCUCGGCUCCACAGACGUGAACCUAGCCCAGCUAGAGCCUUUCAAGGCCUACGAGGCGCAGUACCCUCUCGACGGUAAGUCUGGUAGCGUGCGCAUGCGCAUGCUAUUCCGCCCAGACUAUGUUACCCGCCAAAGGCAAGGUACCUCGAACUUUGCUGGUACCUUUGGCGCGCCCACUCGUAUAGUUACUGGCGUUGCUGGUGCUCCCAUCAAGGGCGGCGUCGCUGUGGCUGGAGCUGUCGGCCACGGUGUCGGCAAGGGUGCGUCAUUUGUGCGCCGUGGUCUCUUCGGAAAGAAGGACAGCAACGGCACUGUGGUCGAGGUUGCCGAGCCUGUUGAAGCUGUCAACGCUGCUGUUGGCCAGCCCGGUGGUGGUCUCAGGAAGGCACCUACGCUCGAUACGGCUGCCCGCAGAGAUGUGACACCCACUCCUAUCGGCAACCCAUCGAUGCCUAUCCCAUCGAUUGAGACUCCCGGCUCUGCGCACAGACGCGCCCCUAGCAUCGGUGCUGCUUCUAUCCAGAGUGGCAUGCCUGGUGCGCCCAGCGGCACCGCCGUUUUCACAAUCGUUAGCGCCGCUGGCUUCCCUAGUUCUACUGAUCUUUACAUCGCGGUCUCACAAGUUUCGCCAAAGGAGAAGAUUGUAGGCAAGACGAAGCAUUUCAAGUCCUCAACGGGCGAGUGGUCGAUCGACGAGGACUUUAAGUUUAGCUGUGCCGCCGAUUCUCAGUUCAAGGUCGAGGUCAAGGGAAAUCACACCUUUGGCAGCGACGACGCCUUGGGAGACCAUCCCUACUUUGUCGACGAGACUCAUGGCGGCCCCAAGGAGCUUACAAUUGGCGGUGGCACCGUUGUAAUCAAGAGCACCUUCCAGGCUGCUGACACUGCCAGUAUCAGAGACAGCCCCCGUUCGUCUAGCAUCCGAAGAAGCAUGCUGUUGAAGCGAGGCGAGUCGUCGCGCAUCAGUCGGGACACUACGCCGAACCCGUGA